Molecule: messenger RNA, 375 nt
Organism: Plasmodium malariae
Lineage: Eukaryota; Apicomplexa; Aconoidasida; Haemosporida; Plasmodiidae
Product: conserved Plasmodium protein, unknown function
Exons: 1
Coding region: 1-375 (124 amino acids)
Source: RefSeq, a predicted model, not a curated record
AUGGAAAAAAAUGAAAAUUCCUGUGAACUGUUAAACAGUAACGUGUCGUUGUUUGAGUUAUCAUCUGAAACAAAUUUGAAGGUUAACAUAAUAAACAAUAACAAACAUUUUGUCGACUAUUAUUUGAAUGCACUAGAAAAUAAACAAAUAGAAAAAAUAAAAUAUUUUGAUAUAGACAUAACAGAAGAUGUAAACGACAUAAAUGAAUCCUUUUCUGCUCCUUUGACUUUGAGUGAUCAGUAUGAAGAAGAUUACUUGCAAUUUAAAAUUAAUAAAUACUUAUCAUGUUGUAAUGACAGCUCUUAUGCUAAAAGAAUUUUGUUACAGGAUAUGAAUAUCACAGUAGGUGAAAAGAAGAACGAAGAAAACGGUUGA